UAAGCCUCAAUGUCGGUCAGUCAGACAAAGUAGGACAUGUCAGGAUAACAACCCAACAAAUGUUUUGUCGUCAAGGGAGAGUGCAAGCUUGAACAGACCAACUGAUACCAAGUGAAGAUGGAUCGUCACAUGUUUGAUCAGAUUGCUAAGAUCACCGACAGCUUGUUCCUGUCAAGUGCAGCUGCUGUCCGGGGUGACCGUGUUGUUGGUCUGGGAAUAACUCACAUAAUCAACUGUACCAUGGAUGUUCCCAACCUGAAUGUAGCCAACGUAGAGUGUAUACAAAUCCAUGUUGAUGACACACCAUCAGCACGACUCAGUCUCUACUUCGACCGAUGUAGUGACAAGAUAGACCAGAUGCAAGGCGGUGGUCGUGCCCUUGUACACUGUGUUGCAGGUGUAAGUCGCUCAGCUAGCCUGUGUAUUGCCUACCUCAUGAAGCAUCACCAUAUGUCACUCAGACAAGCUUACUGGCAUGUCCGAGCACGCCGCUCAGUGAUACACCCAAACUUUGGAUUCUGGCGCCAACUCAUAGACUUUGAACGUAGACUGACUGGCACAACAUCAGUGAAGAUGAUACACUCAGGAAUUGGGUACAUCCCUGAUGUGUUGGAGGAAGAGACCCGCAACAUGAUCUGGUUUGGACCCCAGUCGACAUCAUACUCCCGAGCUUAUGGAGGUGGAACUUUGAGGUCUGACAGAGGCAGCAGUAACAGCAUUGGCAGCAGCAGCGGAGGAGGGGCAACGUAUCGAUCAUCAUAUGGUGGGGGCAGUUACCGGUCCAGAUAUGGAAGAUACUGACACAGUUAACACAAGUAGUAUUAUACAGUGAGUGAUGUGAGAGCGCUCUGCAGGCUGUGUCCAUCAAUAUUUCCACCCGUAACACUGGGAUAUCCUAUGACAGGCCCGUAGUACACAGAGUAUACACCUUUAUCAGCAAUCAGCUGGGUGUGAAGGAAUGAACACUACUGAACACUUUCUAUUUAUUAUAAUACUGUAAAGGCACUGUUGUUACUGCAUGGUUUGGUUACUAUUUAUUGUUGUGUACAUAUGUAUGAAGUGUUACCGGUUGUUGAUACUUCCAGCAUUCUGUAGUCAGGUAUAUUAUGUUGUCAAGUAAUACAGGCUCUUCAAGUCAAUAUAGUCCAAGCAGUAAUUCUUAUUCCAAUUAUUUGAAUUUAUUUUGAAAAGGUGUGCUAAGGAAGGUACAUUUUUAAAUUACUAGUUAAGUUUCUUAAUACUGCGUUGUGUUUUUAUACAUCAAUUUUACCUGCAACAGUAUUUUAUUCAUGUCUUCAUCAAGCUCAUGUCCUCUUGUAUAGAAGCUGUGUCAUGAGGCCCUUAAAGCCAUGCAGCAAAUAAGCCGGCAUAUAGUCCACUAGGCUUCUUUAAUGGCAAACACAGUCUCCACAAAUGAAUAUUCUUGUUCUUAAGAUUUUUUUCGCAAAAAUGAUUUAUUAGAUGAGCUUAGAAGGUUUCAUAAAUUUGCUGGAGAGAUGUUUAUAUGUUAGGAAAUGAUGAAAUACAGUAAUUAACAAUGCUAAAAUAUAACAUCCUUAUCCUGAAACUGGUUACUUCAAAAUUCUUCUUUUAUGAUCAGCAAGUAGUCUGUUUGUGUUGUGAUCAUCAUUGCUGGCAGAUUUGGAAACACAAUCUCCUCAACAGAAGCUAAAACUUAAGUCUUACAGACCACUAUAUUUGUUUGAAGUGUAUUCAGGACAAGGUAAUGAUAUGAGGCAUACAAUGUUGAGGUACAGAUUUGUCAGAUAUGAAUAUAUGAGGUCUACAUUUAUUAGCUCAACAAUGCUCAUCAUCAAAGCACCUCUUCAAAUUUCGAGUUAGAUUGAAGUGCAUACAAUCAGAUGUGUAUUUUUGCAACAUGUGAUUUAUUGUUUGAUAAGAACAACUGAUUUUGAGCUGACUACAAAGAUAUAUUCUGUACUUUGUACAGCUCGGUGCUGCUAACCAAAGUUGUGUGUGUUCUCAAGGUCAGGAUAUACAUGUAGAUAUAUACGUAGAGCUAGUCUAUUGCAUGUUAUAAGGGGUUCCGUCCCAAUAACAGUCAUACAUAUAUCAAAGCAUUAUUGUAUUUUCUUAUUCAAUUUUCUGAUACAUAUAUAUAAUUCUUAUUUAUCACUCACUCUAGUUCGAAAGGAUUCUCUCAAUGAAAAUUUGAUGAAAAAGAAAAAACGUUUUUCUAUGUUGUCUGGUUGUUUUGUGGGUGGAAAUUUGUUGUUCCAAACCAGUGUGAGCAGAGACAUUUACAUUGUUUUCUACUUCUCUCAGGCAGUACAUUACGGUAGGUCUUGGGGCAAGUUUUAUGACAGACCCAUGUGUUUAUCGCUGAAAAUGUUAAUGAAAAAAAUCUCAAAUAUUUAUGUAUUUUCAACCUCUGGCUUUAGAUGAAGGAUAGCUGUCAUGAUCCAAAAAGAUAUUGAAGACAAGGCUUCACUGGAACUAUAGCAAUCACCAUCAGUGCUGUCUCUUGGGGGUUAUCCGGGACCCUCCCGAAGUAGCACACUCGAUCACAUAGAAAAUAUCUCUUACUAUUAUUGUAUACUGUUAGUUUCAUGAUCUGACUUCUGUAGGUCAUCAGGAGGAUCUCAGGCACAAAGCAACAACAACAAAUUGCUUCUAUUAAAGCUGAGAAUGAAGUUGAAUGUCCAUGAUUCAGUAUACAACAAUCUAGACAAAGUAGUCAAGGGUUAGUGAGCAUGUGUUAGAUAAGGGCCAUGUUGACAGCAUAGAAUGUCCAGUAGAUGGCUAGGACUGACCAGUCCAUUUCGUGAGGUGUUCAUAAGUGAACUUUCACUGAAUGCUUUUAUUUUAUAUAAGUAAUUUCAAUUCAUGAAUUAUAUUUAUGAUAUCCAAACAAAAAAUCCGUUUUUUAAGGACAUAUAUAUUUUGAUUUUAAAUCUUAACUUUUGUGUCGACGUUUCAGUGAAUGUGCCUUGCCAUAAACAUGAAAUCAGCAUUUUAGGUCUUGUGUAAAUACAUUUCUUAAGAUAUUUUCACAUAACUAGUCAUGGGCAUUUCCCACCGAGUGCUGAAGCACAAAUGAUGACAAACAGGCCACUUCCUUGUACCGUCUUCAGCUGGAGCAGAAGGCAAAUUACAAACAUAACAAAUAUGUUUUCCUUGGAACAAAACUAUAUGAUAUAUUUUUUCCUUGAAGCCUACAGGGGGUAUUAGGCUUCUUUAUAUAUUUGUUUUAGCAUGUUUUGUGACAUAAAAUUAAGGUUUUGCUUGUCCACAAAAUAUACAAAAUAAUGUGUCUGGCCUAAUUACCAUGUAGCUGGGACCUAAAGAAUAUUA
Haliotis rubra (blacklip abalone) is the source of this 3315-nucleotide messenger RNA. RefSeq names its product dual specificity protein phosphatase 14-like. NCBI's taxonomy places the organism in Eukaryota, Metazoa, Mollusca, Gastropoda, Lepetellida, Haliotidae. The record is from RefSeq and is a predicted model, not a curated record. Gene Ontology annotation, biological process: protein dephosphorylation. Gene Ontology annotation, molecular function: protein tyrosine/serine/threonine phosphatase activity. Gene Ontology annotation, cellular component: cytoplasm.